This is a messenger RNA of Gadus morhua (Atlantic cod), 1304 nucleotides long. RefSeq names its product exosome component 1 (gene exosc1). Gene Ontology annotation, cellular component: cytoplasm; nuclear exosome (RNase complex). Gene Ontology annotation, biological process: RNA processing. The transcript is spliced from 8 exons. Gene Ontology annotation, molecular function: RNA binding. Lineage: Eukaryota; Metazoa; Chordata; Actinopteri; Gadiformes; Gadidae. The record is from RefSeq and is a predicted model, not a curated record. Bases 61 to 645 code for a protein of 194 amino acids.
CAGGCACUACUUGUACUACGCGUCACAGCCAAUGCGCUUGCAAUCUCUCUUCUUGAAAACAUGUCGCCCAUGAAGCUGUGUGUUCCAGGUGACAAGCUUUGCAGCACAGAUGACUGCAUACCCGGUACAGGCGUGUACAUGCGUCACGGUUACAUAUUUUCUUCACUAGCUGGCUAUGUGCUGAAAAAAAACGAAGGCGAAGAGUUACCUGUGAUCUCAGUGGUGAGGGAAACAGAAACGCAGCUACUGCCAGACGUAGGAGCCAUAGUCACCUGUAAGGUAACCAGCAUCAAUCCCCGGUUCGCAAAGGUUCAUAUACUCUACGUGGGCUCCACACCACUGAAAGACCGCUUCAGAGGCACAAUCAGAAAAGAAGAUGUGCGCGCAACAGAAAAAGAUAAGGUGGAGACUUACAAAAGCUUCAGACCUGGAGACAUUGUGCUGGCCAAAGUGAUCUCACUGGGGGAUGUUCAGUCCAACUAUCUGUUGACGACAGCAGAGAAUGAACUGGGCGUGGUUGUGGCACACAGUGAAGCAGGUGCCCAGAUGGUACCCAUCAACUGGUGUGAGAUGCAGUGUCCACGCACGCACACUAAAGAGUUCAGAAAAGUAGCGCGGGUGCAGCCAGAGUAUCUGCACGCAUGAGGGGAGGGCCGCAGCCCUGACGCAUCCCUCUCUUCCACACGGAACACACAGCUUCAUCACCGGCAUUGUCCUGCUAUCCUGAUCCCCCCCCCCCACACACGUCUUUAUCUGAACUAACGGACCAUCUUCCUGUAGUUGGCCUGCUGGUCUUUAACAACCUGCGGACGCAGAGCACGCGCUAUAAUAUCUAGACAAGCUUGAAACAGUCAAAAGUUCCCAUGAUGCACAGGCAUUUGGUCUGGUGUAUUUAAACAGUUCAGAGUCAUGUAGGGGACGGUAUUAUUUCAAAUAAUAUUUAAGUAAGACUUGUGUGAGAAUACAUGGAUGUCUUUCUGUACACAUUUUGGUGAGCAGCACCACUGAAACAAUGCUGCAUGCUGGGCACUUCGUGUGUGGAGCAUUUACGCUAUGAAAGUUGCUGAUAUACGUUAAGUUGAAUAAACAUGGUUCAAAUAGGGUGUUUUUUUACAGAGUAAGGGAGUCAAGGCCUACACCCAAGGUUUUUUCAGUCAAAUCUGAAUUAAAUCAUAUUUUUGAAGUACUGACAAAUGCAUUCUUGUGGCAUAUUCUCAAAAGUCAUGUUUUUUUAAUUUGCAUUGUCUUAUAAAUCCCCAUACACGUCAAAAGCAGAACGUAAAUAAAGUUAACAUAAGUUCCUA